Molecule: messenger RNA, 828 nt
Organism: Chenopodium quinoa (quinoa)
Lineage: Eukaryota; Viridiplantae; Streptophyta; Magnoliopsida; Caryophyllales; Amaranthaceae
Product: gibberellin-regulated protein 6-like
Exons: 3
Coding region: 148-444 (98 amino acids)
Source: RefSeq, a predicted model, not a curated record
CGUCUUCCUAAUUUAGUAAUUGUACCCAAAAAAAUCUAUAAAUACCCCAUCUUAAACACAAACCUAAUCAUCCACAAUUCUUUCUCUCGGUAAUAUUUCAUAACAAUAAACUCGAAAUCCUCUUCUUUUCUCUCCUUUUGUAGCAAAAUGGCCAAUAUUAAGGCUAUGUCAUUGCUUUUGGCUUUCCUCGUUGUUGCUAUGCUUGUCUCUGAGACUUUUGCUGGGACCAACUACUAUGGGAAUAACAGUUUAACACUUGCUCAAUGCCCUGGACGUUGUAAGCAAAGGUGCUCAAAGGCUCGUAAAACCGAGGAAUGCAACUUCUUUUGCAACAAGUGCUGUCGAAAAUGCCUUUGUGUUCCACCAGGCACCUUUGGCUACAAAGAACUUUGCCCUUGCUACAACAACUGGAAGACCAAGAGAGGUGGACCAAAGUGCCCUUAAUUUCAUUUCUUAAUCUUCUUAAUAAAACUAUCCAAAUUGACUUAAUUUUGAGGCUACAUAACGCUGUAAUAUUAAUGAUAGUUGAUAUAUUUUGACAAAUCAUAUCGAAAUAUAUCAUUUAUCAAUUACUAUUUAUGUAUUGUUACGUACAUUGUGAUUUUGUGAGCUAGUACUUAUUAAGCUUGCUUUAAUAUAGUACUAGAAUGUAUUUGUUUUACAUUGUGAUUUUUAUUUUAUCCCAUCGCUUCAUUGAGGGGUAUAUUUCUUGUAAACCCUUCUAUUGAGAGCGUCAUAUGGCAAAUAUUUCUAGCCAUUUUCUAUUUUUACAUUUGGCAAUUAUUGUUCAUUGGAUUGGUUAUAAUAAAAAAUCAAAAAAAAAAAAAA